This is a messenger RNA of Pocillopora meandrina, 2798 nucleotides long. The record is from the annotation of a GenBank genome assembly. NCBI's taxonomy places the organism in Eukaryota, Metazoa, Cnidaria, Anthozoa, Scleractinia, Pocilloporidae.
AAAUCGCAUCAUGGACCCGCUUCCAUUCCGAAUAUUUUUUCUUUUUACUGCAGCCAAUCUUUGGUUCGAAGUGGCAUUGGUAGGUAACAAAUCUUGAAAACGUUAAAAUUUGCAUCGUUACGGAAAGCACUAUUUCAAAACGGAUGUAAUUUGUUUUUGUGUUAUCUGAACGCGCCCAGACACAAAACUAUAUUUUAAUCGGUAUCAGACAAGAACUCAGACUGGUAGGUCGUUCGAUUUUCACGAGUUCCGUUUUAAAGGGCUCUCAAGAUCACAGAAUACACCGACGGCUUGAUAAUGGAAACACUUCAGGGUAUGCAAUCAUGCUUAAAAUGAAAAUGAUGUAAAGUUAACAAUUAUAACCUUGGUGUUGUGGAAAUAUUAACUUCAACCUCCUUCCUGCUUGCCAACGGGAGGGUACAAAGAAAAAAUUCAUUCUUAUUGAAAUCUUCUAAUUGGAGAUAGAAUCCAACGAUUACUAUUGUGAAUAUGUGAUAAAAUUGAAUGAACAAAAUGGUCCAACUUUUCGCAACAUUUGUUUAAUAAUACAUCAAUCGUAACUACGUACCGUCUGCAUUCCUUAGGCAAAGGAAUAUUGCGGAUCUGUGGAUGGAAAAGAAUACUUCUGUGAUGAAGGUAAAGUCCAUUAAUUCUUACGUUUGGUGGGAGUCUUCUGUGACUUAGUUCUUUACACAACACUUCGGAAACGGCAAGAACGCUUGCUUAACUAAAUAUUCAUACAUUUUAUGUCCUCGUAACAUAAUUAAAAUUUACCCAAAACAAACUUUCAUCUCAGUGAUUCAGCCGUAAUAUUCAAAGUUUACACUCAAAUCGAGGUCACAAUUGUUACUUCCUACAUUUAACUCCAGCAGUACAUUGAAGAGGCCCGUUUGACUAGUCGACUUUUCUAAUAUUUUCAUUUAAUUUUUUUUCUUUGUUUACCUUUCUAAAAAAUAUCAAUGUAGGCCAAUGCUGUGGAGAUUAUGACUGCUGUAGCUACUUCAAGUAUUACAAGACGUGGUGUAAGUGAUCCUCUCUUAAUUUUGUUCUUGUUUUGAUUUUUGUUCUUCUUCUUCUUUUCUGUUUUGUGGGUCCGUGGGUAGGUGUGUGUUUUUGUGGCAAGAAAAUCUGGUUUUAUGAACUGAAUUGGUAAUGAAAAUUGGCCUAGAGCUGGUUUUCUAGAGCUUUUGUUUUUCGAGUUCACCCUUUUUCCUUGGCUCUGACCAAUUAUCAGUUAUGUAGCAAUAGAGACAAAUAACCAUCCCUAAAAACCCCUAAAUUUACUCUGAAAAUGCUGAAAUGUCUGUGGAAUUGAGAACAAUAUUACUUGCUGACUUGCAGGGUUCUGGUUGGUUUGGGCUGUUAUAAGUUUAUUGGGGUGCUGCUGUGCAUAUCAACGCAGACGUUAUUACGGAUGGCAUGGACACAUCAGGAAUUUUGUUUACCCAUUGGCUCCAGCCAGAACAGAAAAUCAACCACUGACUCCCUAUGACGAAUUUUUUUCUGAUCCCAACUACAAACUGCCAUCUUACGCUGAAGUAGAAGCCAUGGGUAGUCUGGGACCUCCAUCUGAUGGGGAAGGUGCCCCUCCCCCUUAUGUGGACCCACUUGCAAAUGAGGAUUUGGAAGAUGAUGCUGACAACAUUGAAAAUGGUGAAAUAUUUUUGGAAAGUAGGGUGGAUGAUGAGAGUUCCAGGCCCCUUAUCCCCCCUUACACAGAAGUGCAGACAUCAGAGAACUCAUAAUAAUUAUUCUCCUAAAUUUCUUUUCUCAGCUGAGGGAAAAAAAUAUGGGUUCACAAAAAUGUGAAUGCACGGGCCAUUUUUUCACACAAAUCUUCAAGCUGGCUCAGAUGCUGAGUUGACAAGUUAUGAAUACUAGUUGUAUAGGUUUUGAUAAUACAUACAAAUUGAAACAUAUUCUCACAUUGCUAUCAAACAUGAGCAUCUGAAAUAUGAAGGAAAUAUCAUUUUAAACUGUGUUCAGUAAGACUAAUCAAAUAGGUGUUCAGGGCAUAUUAGCAAACCAAACCACAAAUUACUUAUGCUCCUUUGUCCAGAUUUCUCAAGUGGUAUUAUCUUGUUUUUAUAAAAAAAAAUCACAUUCCAGACAAAUUUCUAGUGUUCACAAAGAGUGGAAUCAAGAAUGUAGUAAGGACUGAACCUGGCAGGUGACAUGCUUUCCCUACCAAUGAGAUAAAUAAUUCAUAGAUCCCUCUACCUGGAUGAAUCUCUUGGUUUAUCCCUAUAGGUCUCAUUCAAAUCUCCCUGUAAUGUAAGCCUCAGCAAUCAAACUUGAAAUAGAGAUAUGAUCAUGAUACAAUUGAACUGUACAUAAAUGUAAAUAAUAUUCUUUCACUUGUUCGGAAUUGUUUGUGAUGAAAUAUAUGUCAAAAACAAUAUUGGCAUAUUAUAGUGUAUAGGAUCAAUGUAUAUCGUGGGUUUAUGAACAUUGUGAGGUAAACAUUUUCAUUUUACUUUCAUGUUUUGGAAAGGCUAAACAUGUAAAAAAUUCAUGCCUUGUAAGAAUUGUUAGAGAAAAUAACCAUUCUUAAUCAGCAAGUGAUAGAUUUCUCUAAAAGCCUCAGAUCUGGCUGUGUUUAUCAUUAUUCAUACAUUCAAUUAAUGUCUUGUUUGUGUGUUUCAGGUUUAAAAGAAUACUAUUAAUGUUACUUAAUAAGAAAGAGUUAUUUUUAAUAUUCUUGCAUGUGUAUAUGGUAACAACACUGAUAUAAAUUUAUGUACCAAUUUUUCAUGAAUUAUCAUGAUUAGUUCUGAGCUCUUAAAUUAAUGUACCAC